GCCAGUCCCGUGUGCCUCUGGGCUGCGUCUCCCUCCGAGGGAGACAGAGAAAGUGAGCAAGGGAGCAGACGGGGAGAAAGUGAGAGGACAGAAAGACAGGAAAGCCCAUCAGAGGAACAAAAAGGACUGACAGAACAGGAGGAGACGCGGGAGGAAGAGAGCUGUAGAAUCUCUCUUCUUCUCCUUCAACAAAACAGUCAUGGCUGAGAACAACACAAAUAUCCUUCAGGAAAUGCUUCAGACUUUUGAUGCUGUCCCUCUGGUCGUAGCUUUCUGUGUGUCCGUGGCGGUGGGCCUGUUCUUGGGGGCCCUGGUCUACGUGAUGCUGACCUGGAUGUCCAGACGUAAGGCGGGCUCUGCCAGCAUCACCCGUCCUCCGCCUCGUCAGCCACGCCCUUCUUCCCGCAGCCGCCCGGGAUUCAACCGCAACAGCAGCUACGACCGGCGCAGCAACAACAGCUUGGUCAGCGCCGCGUUCAGCUUCCACCGGCAGACCUCCUCCCCGGACCACCUCGACCCCCUGGGCCACAAAUCCAGCUUCAGAGCCUCGACUUUCCACCCUCUCCUCCAGUGCAGCCAGAUUGCCAGAGAGGCGGAGGAGGGGAGUCAGACCACGCUACCUCGCACGCCCACUCUGACCACGUCGACCGGAUCAGCGAAUUCAGCCGUGACCCCAUCCAGACCCGAGUCCUUCUGGGGGAACAACGGCCUGAGGGGCCUCCAUGCUACACAGACCCCACCUCCAGCUUAUGAAAGCAUUAUUAGAGCUUAUCAGGAAACGUGCACCUGAUGAGCAACAGCAGCAUAAUGACAGAAAGAGAAUGAGCCCAGAGUUGCAAAUGGAAUACAUGAUACUGAAAUUAAGUAAUACAAUGAAUCACGGUCAAACUCAAAUGUGUGUCCCACUCACUACAACAGCACUCUAAACCACUUCUGUAUGCCUUUGGGUAGAUUAUUAUAUAUCUGCUAUCAACACAAGCAUACGUGACAUUCAUCAGUCAGUACAACAAGCUAGCGGAUACUGUAAACAGUAUAGAUAUGACAUGACAGCAAGUAUUUAUCCUAAAAAACAGCAGUGUGUAUUUAAUGGUGACUUACACAGAACACAUGUGAACAGGGACAAGCAGAAAUCUCAAAUACACGUUUGACCAUUGUUUGUGCUCACCUAACAAAGAGCUUGGUGAUGCAUGUUCCAGAGGAAGAGGGGUGAAUGUGUAUGCAAAGGACACAGCUGGAAACAGCUGCAGACUGCUUUGAUGCCUUAAUUGCUCCCAUGCAGAUUUUUACAGAGCUGUGGUUUGGGGUGUCUGUGGCAUUCAGAGACUUUUACAGUACCACGUCUGGAUGUGUCUGCAGAUGCUGUACAGUGUGUGACAGCAUUACAGAGACGCACACAGAAAAGACGGUUUUUGUUGUCUUUGUAUAUUGUGUAUUGGACUUAAUUCACAGAAGUCUGCAUAUACGUUGGUGUAAGAAAGAACUAAAAGAAUUAAAGCCAUAAGACCUGACUUUACCAUAAAGUUAGUGGGUUUUGAUGAACACAAAGCAACGAUCUCACCUGCCUUAAGGCCACACAAUUAAUUACACUACCUACAAUACAAACUAAUACAAUAGUAUCAUCAGAUUAAGAUACUUAAGAUUGUGCUUCUUAAGGUCUAUUUUUGACGAUGGCAUUUAAAAAAUGUUGAUUUUAUUGAAGGACUAUGUUGCAUGUUUUGUUUUAAUGCCAUAUUGUUGUCCAGAUUAUUGCUUCUUUCUAUAAACAUCCUAAUGUUUACAACAUUUGUAUUUAUUAAAUUACUGUUGCAUUUGAUCGUCUUACAUACUGUAUUAAAGUAUUGUAAUGAA
This is a messenger RNA of Betta splendens (Siamese fighting fish), 1848 nucleotides long. RefSeq names its product myc target 1a (gene myct1a). Bases 200 to 790 code for a protein of 196 amino acids. NCBI's taxonomy places the organism in Eukaryota, Metazoa, Chordata, Actinopteri, Anabantiformes, Osphronemidae. The transcript is spliced from 2 exons. Gene Ontology annotation, cellular component: nucleoplasm. The record is from RefSeq and is a predicted model, not a curated record.